GCUUCCUUGACAACAUAAACAAAGAGCGGAGAACAAAAGAAGCCGCGGAGCUAACAAAGUCUGCAAGGUUCUGUGCCACUCUUCCAGGUGCACGGCUCUGCCCGGCUGCAAUUGACCAAGGCUGCUGUCAGAGAGGGUAGGGUGCUCAUUUGGGUGAGAAGCCAAAGAAGGGAGGUACAAUUUUUAUUGCGUUUUCCCCUCCUACGUUGUUUAACAGCAAAUACAGCUUUUCACUGAGACAGAAAGUUGGAGGCAUUGAUAUGUUUCGCUAGGAAAUGCCAUGCACUGAUGAUUUUCCUAUGUGUGGCGCAUGUCUGGAGUGAUCCUACCGACUCGAGUGGAAUUACACCAGUGCAACUGAUUCCCAUCUGAACUUGUCCUAAGGAGUCACCUUCCAAAUGAGGGAGGCAUGGCAUUGUGUCUGUUGAUCGUGGGUUAAUUUUGAAUUCAUCAGAACAGAAUUCGUACAGCAUGUCUGUGCUGUCCUGUACACGUUCGACUGGGUCCCAGGAAACGUCCAGCUCUGGAGCCAUUUCCAAGGCUAGGACAUUACCUCAGCAAACAGUGCCAACCUCUGGGAUUCCCUUUACCAACUCUACAGUGGAAACAAAGUCUCCACUUUCAGAUGAUGAUGAGUUUCAGCUGAGGAAAAACCCAUUUAAAAUCCCUUCAGAUAUUGAUAUCUUCUUACUGAGAGACAAGGAAAGAGAACGGGCUAAGGCGGAACGUGAGCGAAAGAAGACCCUGAAAGUCCACGAGAAGAUGACCUAUUCCACUAUGAUGAAUGCCAAGCAGUCGGGGUUCAAGAAGGAGCUCCAGAAGGAGGAGGAAGCAGAGGAUAGAGAACUGGCAGCAGAAGCACAAAGACUGAAAGCUCUCCAAGAAAGUAUCUCUUGGAAGAUAGCAGUCACCAAAGACCAGCAAGUGGAAAAAGAGACGCUCCAUGAAUACAUAGACAAGAAGCGACAGAUGUUUCUGCUGCAGUAUGCUGUGGCAAUAAAGAGAGAUGAAAUUCAGAAGCUGGAAAACUUAGCAGCAGAAGAGGAAGCAAAACUGGAAAAGGCUGAACAGUACCUGGAGAAGGACGCCGCCAUGUUUGACGAGUUCCUGAAGGAGAACGAUAAAAACUCUGCUCAGGCGCUGAAAACUGCUGAAAAAGAAACCAAAGCAAAGAUAGAGAAAAUAAUCGAGAUCCGAGAGCUUACUGCACAAAUGAUGAGCAUUCAAAGUGAGAUAUCCAGGUUUGAAGACACUUUGAAGGAGUACAAGAAGUACAAGAACUUCCUCUACCAGCUCUCUCCAAAAGAGUGGAGGGAAGAGUAUGAAAAAAAGCAGAUGAAGACAAAGGAAAUGAAAAUGUCCUCUGAAGUGAAAGAAGAAAAAAUCUCUGUCUCUCCCAUCACGCCCAAGGGCCAGGAUUCAACACCCCGAACCAGAUGUGGCAAGUUGCCUUAUCUUGGCUAUACAGGACGUCAGAGUGUUGAUUUUUCUUCAGGAGGGCCUGAUUUGAGGGCCCCAAGCCAAAUUACACAGAGAAGGGAAUCCCUCAGGCCAGGCAAAAGCCCCUCAAAGCAAAACUUGAAAUCCCAGCAGACAAGUCGACAGAGCAUUGCCGCCCUAGCAAUGGAGGAGAAGGCGAGUACAACAUUCUCUGACAAUGAGGACGAAGAUGAGGAGCCGGAGUUAUAUUUUACUGAUCCCCAGCAACUGCUGCACAUUUUCACUGAGCUAGAAGAACAGAACCUGUCCCUAAUUCAGAAUUCCCAGGAGACUGAGGAAACCUUGGAUGAGCUCCAGCAUACUCUCACCACUACACGAAGUAAAAUGGACCGUGAGAUAAAGCAGCUGAAGCAGCUUGCAGCCACACUCAAAGCCUCCAUAAUCAAAGAAGAGGAGACAGCCGCAGACCUGGAACUGAAGGCACGAGUCUUUUCCUUUGGCGAGUACAAGGCAGAUGUGCAGGACAAAAUGUUGGUGAGCCUGAACAAAAAGGUGACGGAGGUCUAUCGACGUUGCAUUGGAGAAAAUGAGGCCAACCUGGGAACCCUGCAGAUGCUAACAGUCAUAGAACACCAACUCGAUGACUUAUUGGAGUGUCUGGAGAGAGUCCCUCAAGCAAAGAUAGAGCAAGCAGAGAAAGCCAAAGAAAAAGAACGGAGGAUGAGGAUGAGGGACGAAAAAGUGAGACAACAGAGGCAGUUGCAGGAGGAGAGGUUGCAACGGGCACUGGCAAGGGCGCAAGCGGAUAUAAAGAAAAAGACCGGCAGAAAGCUGAUGUUCCGCUCUGAGCCUGUGCCAAUCAAAGAGAAAGAAGAUGAGGAUCAAGGCCUGAUUGAUCAAGAGAAGGAAGAAGCUCUCUAUUACUUUACUUAAGACCCAAAUAAGACUGGAAAUUAAAAAGGACAGCACCAAUGAGAUGCAAAGACAUUGUACCAACCUGACCAGAGAACGUUUUGCUUUGGGGAUCUUAGAAUUAUACACAAUUUUUUCAAUGAAUUAAACAGAAAUCUCCCAUUUUGUCUUGCUAACCCUUGCCCCCCAGGAGAGUGGUUUGUUUCACUGGAGCCUGUGGUGUGAGUCAACAACUAUUUUGGCACUGCUUUAAAUGAAAAACGGAAUUCUGUGGCACCUUAAAAACUAACAGAUAUAUUGGAGCAUAAGCUUUCGUGAGUGAAUACCCACUUUGUCAGACGCAUUCACCCACAAAAGCUCAUGCUCCAAUACAUCUGUUCGUCUUUAAGGUGCCACAGGACUCUUUGUUGCUUUUUACAGAUCCAGACUAACAGGGCUCCCCCUCUGAUACUUUAAAUGAGUGUUUACCUAGAAAAAUAAACUCAACUCUCUCCCCCAUUUUGCCCCUAGGCCAGUUGUUAACAACAGGAUUCUUCAGAGAAUUGAAGUCAGUAGUAAGAUCUCUGGAAUCUUAGGAAAUCACAUUCAUUACACAGGUGGAUGACAUCUUCAGUUACAGCAGGACAAAGCUAGGUUCCAGACAAAUGUUUGUCACAAACCCCCAGCCUAUGCAAACAAAAGGAACACCCUGCCAGGAACAGGAGUUUCAGUACAGGCUCCACGCUGACUAUUGAACAUACAAGAUUCAAGAGGAAAGGCUAAGCACUGCAGAUGAAA
Gopherus flavomarginatus (Mexican gopher tortoise) is the source of this 3129-nucleotide messenger RNA. It is a transcript of the gene CFAP100, whose product is annotated as cilia and flagella associated protein 100. The record is from RefSeq and is a predicted model, not a curated record. The transcript has 17 exons. Bases 472 to 2373 code for a protein of 633 amino acids. NCBI's taxonomy places the organism in Eukaryota, Metazoa, Chordata, Testudines, Testudinidae.